AUGUUUUCCCGGUUCACAGGACAAUACCAGUCACAGUUUCAAGAGUACCGCCACCCUCUUUCUGUCCGUAUUCUAGUCUCUGGAGGAAGGAAAUGGGUACUCGCUAUCUGGAGGAAAACAAAGGCCAAAGCGAAGGGCAAGGGAAAGCAGAAUGGAAGCUCGGGGGCGAACAAUGGCAGCAGUGACCAACGGUUGAAAAACGGUUGGAAGACAGACGAUUGUGUCAUCCGCAAUGAGGCAAAAGCCAGUUUGAGUAACGAUGGCAGAUCAACGUUAGGCCAAGAAAGGGGAGGCAUCUGGUCUCGGAAUGUGGUUGAAGAUGCAAUGGAUUGGCCCCAAACUUCUGCAACAACAGGUGCUUUAGGCCGGUGGUGGGAGGACAUUGAGGUUGGUAGCUCCAAGGGGGGCUAUCACCAUAAAUGUAGAAGCGUUAGGAGUUUUGUUUUGGAAGAAGGUUCAUUGGAAGACAUUUGGUUCAAGCACAGGCACCACAACAACGGCAGAACGUGGAUGGUCAGCAGUAUUAACAGCGACUACAGGCAAAAGUCAGCUGCCCGCCUAAUUCCUUGGGUGUAUGGGUUCCUCGCAGCAAAGAUAAUGACGAUGCGCUGGAAAGCCGGUGGAGGUUAUGUGGUUGUCAACGGUGCCCUCAAGGAGGAAAGGAGUCAAAAGGGAAAAGACCGGUGGCUGGAACUCCUUUUCAUCAGUCUCUGGAGCAUUUCUGGGCUGUAUUAUCCUGUGUCAGACCCAAGCGUUAUUGACCAAGGAUCUGAUAGGAAGUUGGUGAAGCCCACCGGCCAAAGGAACCCUGAUGAAUGGGACGAAGAAGUUGAACUUCAAAUCAUUUAG
Thermochaetoides thermophila DSM 1495 is the source of this 849-nucleotide messenger RNA. RefSeq lists its product as uncharacterized. The record is from RefSeq and is a predicted model, not a curated record. Bases 1 to 849 code for a protein of 282 amino acids. The transcript has 2 exons. Lineage: Eukaryota; Fungi; Ascomycota; Sordariomycetes; Sordariales; Chaetomiaceae.